Gossypium raimondii (Peruvian cotton) is the source of this 770-nucleotide messenger RNA. RefSeq names its product probable phospholipase A2 homolog 1. The transcript has 4 exons. Gene Ontology annotation, molecular function: A2-type glycerophospholipase activity; calcium ion binding. Gene Ontology annotation, biological process: pollen germination; lipid catabolic process; pollen development. The coding region runs from base 208 to 639 and encodes 143 amino acids. Lineage: Eukaryota; Viridiplantae; Streptophyta; Magnoliopsida; Malvales; Malvaceae. The record is from RefSeq and is a predicted model, not a curated record.
AAACUUCGCUCGCAGUUUCUUAGGAAGGGUAUUGAAGUAAUUUUAUUAAUUCCUCCCGCGGGUUCAGCGCGCUCACUAGAAAAUAACAUUACUGUUUUUUUCAAACAAAGAAAGACCAAAAUUGAAUUCUUUAUUUAAAAAAAAAAAAUUGAAAUCCUGCUAAAAAGCAAAGGUUUAUAGAUCGUAUAACGACGAAUCGGCGAUAGAAUGCAGCCCAAUGCUGUGCGUUUGGUAACGAAAUUUACCUUUAUCUUCGUCUUCCUCACUGUCUCCGCCGUCUCCGCCAUCAAUGAUUCUCAGGUAUGUAGCAGAACCUGCGUAGCUGAAAACUGUUAUACGGUUGCGAUCCGAUACGGAAAGUAUUGCGGCGUAGGGUGGUCCGGCUGUCCCGGAGAAAAACCGUGCGACGAUCUGGACGCUUGUUGCAAGAUCCACGACGAAUGCGUCGGGAAUAAAGGUUUGGUUGACGUAGAAUGUCAUGAAGAUUUUAAGGUUUGCAUAACGAAAGUACAAGAAUCCGGGAAAGUUGGGUUUUCUCGGAAAUGUCCAAUUAAUACGGUGGUGCCUGCGAUGAUUAAAGGUAUAGAUAUGGCUAUUUUACUGAGCCAAUUAGGCGGUACUAAAUAUGAUGAACUCUGAUUUUUUCCCAAAUUAAAAAAUUCAUUUGAAUUGGGGCUUUCCAUUUAUGUGUGGAUUUAUUACAUUUGAUGAAUAAUUUUGUUAUUUUCAUCUGACCAUAUUUAUUUUUUUAUACAAUAUUUAAAAUUAGA